AUGUCGUCUCCGGCUGUUCAGCUUACUUUCACUCUCCGCACCUCACCUAAUGUUCGCACGGUCCACCUUCUUGGCUCAUGGGAUGGCUACAAGUCGCAACUACCUUUGGCCGUGGCUAAAGACCCAGAAGCUAAACCAGGUUCCUGGAAAGGAACUUUUCGAUUCCAGGGAGCUCAUGCGCUGAAGCUCGGAAGUCGGUACUGGUACUAUUACAUCGUCGAUGGCUACCAUGUUUCCCACGAUCCUGCCAAGGAACAUGUCGUGGAAAAGACUACGGGGCGAAAGCUGAACGUUCUGAACGUGCCUGCAGGUGGCAGCAAGCCAAAACCAGCACCAGCCUCGUCGACUAGUAAACCUGAGCUCUCUAAGCUCGACACUCAAGCCCCAAAGACACCCACCUCGACCAGAGUGCCUCAAGGUCGUGCCCUUUCUCCUGGCAAAAUUCUCCAUCCAAAACCUCAAAAGCCUUACGCUAGUCGUGGGCUUCGUGAAGCAGAUUACGAUGCGUCACCUAUCGAUGACCUUGAAGAACGUUUUGCUGGUACGUCCCUUUCGGAUCGUCAUGCUCGAUAUGCUUCUUCACCGUCUGAGCUUUCCGAAUGUUCCGACAGCUCCGGCACUGUCUUCUCUACCACAUCCGGCUCCGCGAGCUCUGCCACCUCAGGUAGCGACAGCGAACAUGCCAAUCGUUGCCGUUGCAACCGAUACGGUCUGACAAGAGCUGGACAAAGAGUCAUGCUAGACUGUGGUGGGAAGAGAUGUGGUUACGCAGACAGUGAUUCAAGCAGCUGCGGAGCCAGCAGUGAUGGUGAUGAAGCUGGCGAUACUUCAAGCAGUGAUGAAUCAGAAGAAGACGAGCGCGAAGCCGAGUUGAGGCGAAGAGCAAGAGCACGCCUGGAAACUGAACGAGCCAAGAAUGCUGCUAGAGGCGCACCAGCACAAGCUCAGUCGAGGCAUGCCGUCAGUACCAAAGCUGCACCACAGUCAGAACGCAGCGCUCGACAUGCCGCCACGACUGAGCGGAGAAGAAGAUAG
Lithohypha guttulata is the source of this 1035-nucleotide messenger RNA. RefSeq lists its product as uncharacterized. Lineage: Eukaryota; Fungi; Ascomycota; Eurotiomycetes; Chaetothyriales; Trichomeriaceae. Bases 1 to 1035 code for a protein of 344 amino acids. The transcript has a single exon. The record is from RefSeq and is a predicted model, not a curated record.